AGCGCGUGUGUGUUCGAGAAGUGGCUUCGACUACGUCGUAGGUUAUGUUGCUCGAGUUGCAUGGAUCAUCGUGUGCAAGCAACAUUAUCUUAAAUAUGAUAUUAGAACGUAAUAGCAGGUAGUUUGUGAGUGGCAGCUGGCUGUACCGAGCAGUUACCUUAACUUAUUACUUCGUGCGAGAGAUAACAACUUAGUUUACAACGAUGGACGACCAGGCGUGUCCACGGUGUAAAACCACCAAAUACCGAAAUCCAUCGUUGAAGAUGAUGGUGAACGUCUGCGGGCAUGCAUUGUGCGAGAGCUGCGUGGACCUGCUCUUUCUGAAAGGCUCCGGAUCCUGUCCAGAAUGCAAAAUUCCACUGAGGAGGACGAACUUUAGGGUUCAAAUGUUCGAGGAUUCUAUGGUCGAAAAGGAAAUGAAUAUAAGGAAACGUAUCCUGCGAGAUUUUAACAAAAGGGAAGAAGACUUUUCUACAUUAAGGGAAUAUAACGAUUAUCUGGAGGAAAUCGAGACUAUAAUAUAUAAUCUGGCCAACAACAUCGACGUGGUUGAAAUGAACAAGAAAAUAGAGCAGUAUAAGAAGGAUAACAAGGAGCAAAUAGCGAAGAGUAAAGCGAAGCUCGGCAGAAACGAGUACGAGCUGGAGGAGAUAAUAGAGCUGGAGAAGCAGAAGGAGGAGGAGAGGAGGAUAGAAAUUGCCAAGGAAGAGGUCGAGGCGAAGAAGAAGAAGAUUCGCGAGAAGGAAGCUCUGAUCGACGAGCUGACGUUCUCCGACGCGAAUGCCAAGAACAUCGUCGAAUCGUUCGCCUCCGCGAUACAGACGCAGAGGAAGGAGGCGAAGGCCGCCUCGUCGCCCACCGUCCGGACGAAUCAGUUCAGUACGGGAAUUAAAUUUGGUACUCAGGGAAAUCAGAAUUACUUAUCGGUGCCAAAGGUAGAAGAGGGGCCUCUCUACUCUUACACGCCCAUCCGGCAGCAGAUAGACGGCCCGUCGCCGCCCACCUGGCGGGAGCUCCAACCUCGUGGAUACGUUUCGCACAUACGUAACGAUUGCCAGGUCGAAAGAGCGGGCGGAUUUAGGGCGCACGUCGCGUGCCUGCGAGCGUUGCAGGAAGCGAUGGCCGGUCUGUACCACAAUCCCUCGCAACGACAAACGGAGUUUGCACCUGUAUGACCACGCAAGACACUUUCAAACAACGAAUGUGAUAUUUCUCUGUUUGUCCUAAUUUUUUUUCAAAAUGACACAUUGAAUACUACUACAAUCAGCUGUCAAGUUAAGAAUUAUUAUUUCUGUUGUCACAUGACAUGUCAAUUCAGAAUUUUGUUAUGCAGUGACAGUGCCUUGAGUAUAAAUUAAUGCGUAUAUGAGGUUGUAGCUCAAAUUACCAAAGCACUUCUGUCAUCAGUGAGAUAAUUUUCUGCUUUGUUAAAUGUACAUAUAUAUUUCUCACUAUUAAAAUAAUUUCACUGUUUAUUAAUAUUAAAAUCUUAUAUCGUUAGAUUUAGAGCGCAUUCCUUGGCGAUCAAAGGAAAACAGGAUUUUUUUUAGUGAAACGUAUUAUGUUACAUUGAAUAAAAAUGAGAUGUAAAAUUAACAUUGUUACUAGUUUCGAAAUAUUGUGUGAUAUAUACUCAUAUAUGUAUAUAUUACAUAAUAUGAUUCUGCAAGGAAGAAAAUAAAUUUUUUGUGAUUUGUA
Molecule: messenger RNA, 1698 nt
Organism: Wasmannia auropunctata (little fire ant)
Lineage: Eukaryota; Metazoa; Arthropoda; Insecta; Hymenoptera; Formicidae
Gene: Mat1
Product: CDK-activating kinase assembly factor MAT1
Exons: 3
Coding region: 204-1175 (323 amino acids)
Biological process (GO): nucleotide-excision repair; regulation of transcription by RNA polymerase II; positive regulation of cyclin-dependent protein serine/threonine kinase activity
Cellular component (GO): transcription factor TFIIH holo complex
Molecular function (GO): cyclin-dependent protein serine/threonine kinase activator activity
Source: RefSeq, a predicted model, not a curated record